Aspergillus steynii IBT 23096 is the source of this 3375-nucleotide messenger RNA. Its product is annotated as ankyrin repeat-containing protein. Gene Ontology annotation, molecular function: glycerophosphocholine phosphodiesterase activity; protein binding. NCBI's taxonomy places the organism in Eukaryota, Fungi, Ascomycota, Eurotiomycetes, Eurotiales, Aspergillaceae. The transcript is spliced from 7 exons. Gene Ontology annotation, biological process: glycerophospholipid catabolic process. Bases 93 to 3296 code for a protein of 1067 amino acids. The record is from RefSeq and is a predicted model, not a curated record.
UGUCCCUUGUGUGAUUACAAGAAAAGUGGUGAUCAUUGCACAUUGAUACUCCCGUGAUUCAGAGUUCUUUUGGUCUCAUCUUAUGAUUCAAUAUGCGGUUUGGUCACGAUUUUCAUCGGCACCAGGUUCCAGAAUGGGCCGAUGCGUACGUGCCAUAUUCUUUGCUGAAAAAACUGCAUAACAAGGCCAUAAAGAGGACAGAUGUUGGUCAGCCAGACUUCAAUGAAUUGUACACCGCGUUGGAGCACAGCAUAUAUUCAAUCGCGGACUUUUACAAGGAACACCAUGCGAUGCUGCGUGUGAAUGAAGCAGAACUCAUCCAAAGGUCAAACCUCUUACUUACUGUGAAUGCUUGGGAUGUUGAAUGUCUCAGUCAAAAUUUUCAUGAUCUCCGAGAAGAUUUCAACAAGCUGCAGUGGUUCUUCAGGGUCAAUUAUGAAGCGCUCGAGCGGAUGUCUACAAAAAUUGAAAGAUCGCCGAUUUCUGAUGACCAGCAUCAUCAGAGCUGCAAAUCUAAGUUGGCCAAGCUCACUGAAGACCAUGAAGGCUUGGUUUCAUCAUUUAUUGAGAGUCUGGACUCCUUCAUGAAAGCUGUUUUCCAUACUUGUCAUGAUGCAAAGACGUCUGAGACCUCAAAGCGUUCAUAUUUGAAAGCUUUCAUUGAUCGGUUCAGCUCCUCGCCCUCGUCUUCAGAGCUCUCCGACAACUUCGCUUCGUGUCUCUUGGAAGAUCGAGAAGAGAAUCUGGGUGAAUUACUAGAGAAGGUUUCUAACGAGAGCAGCUUGCCGGAUGGCCUUUCUUUUAGCAAUUUCCUAAAGCAUCUGACAUAUCUUUCGCUUGUAUGCACCGCCAGACAAUGCUCUCAUUUCCUGUUGUUGGUGGCAAUGCCUAAGCAUGAUGUUAAGCCAACCCACCUUCUUUUGAAUCAUAUGAUCGUCGCUUCAGGCAAACGUCGACAUUUGGCAGAUCUCGACGACUUGAACCAUGGUACUGUCUGUGAAUCCGAUGAUCAUUACGAUCUUUCCGGGUCUAACCUGUUCCACACAGUGGUGCAGUCACUUGGCGAUUCGAAAUCAGCGGUUCUGUCAACAAAGGAUACACUGGGCCGCAUACCUCUACACUACGCGGCGUUGAAUGGCCUACCAACUAUCUGUCGCAUGAUUCUGUCCUCUUUCCCGAAUUCUAAGGAGGAUAAUAUCCCAAGUCCGAUUUUAGCACGGGACUUCCAGCAGUAUACGCCUCUGCAUUAUGCGGUGAUUAAAAACCACCCGGUUGUUGUCAAGAGACUCUUGAACAAUCUUUACUCGGACAGUCAAACCAGCGGAGUCCCCGUGGAUGAGAAGUUAUUAUUUGACCUUCUUUCUACAGCCAUCCGUUAUGAGUUCGAUGACAUAGUCGAGCUAUUGGCACAACGUCAGAUUGACACGCAUCUGAGGUCCAGCGACGGAGAAACUGCGCUUUAUCUUGCAGCACGAAGAGGUCGCGAAAGUUAUGUUAAGACUCUACUUGAGAACGGCGGGGCGGCUGAUGUUAGCACUCCGGAGCCUGUGCAUGGAUGGACUCCGCUAUUCAUCGCCUGCGUGAAUGGCCAUGGAGCCGUUGCUAGAGCUCUGUUGCAAGCAGGAGCAAGACAAGAUAUCCAGGACCACAAUGGCUGGGCUCCCAAAGAGCACGCGGCUUUGCGGGGUCAUCUGGAAUUAGCUGGAAUGCUAGAUUCACUGGAAAACUUGAGUAUGUCCGGUGGCCCAGCUGGGAUGCCAAUGAAGCCGGUUUCAAAGCCUGGACAAGCCAUUGACUAUGAGAAAUCCCAUGUCAUCGUCAACCUUGGGGUUUUACAAAACGGCAAAAACGUCAAUGCUGUGGAUUUGAAUUACCCGAAUGAACACGCCGUCAACACGAAAGGCGGGCUAUCGAUCGAAAUCUCGAUCUCGGAGAAAGAAAGUGAAACUUAUGUUUCCGAGUUGCCUUUCUUGACAGACACAGUAAAUGACCCAUUUACGUUCACGGUUUCUAAACCAAGUGUGGCCUCGAUGUCUUUCAAGCUCUCACAGCAGGUACCUGGUUAUCCUGCCUCACGCACGCUCAUUGGUAGUGCUACGACUUUGCUGCAAACUCCGAGCGAGCCUUUUGGGGAGAACCGUGAGAGUCUUGUCAGGGAACGAACUAUACCGAUUGUUGAAAAGGAAACACUGGAUGUCAUAGGCACAAUAACGUUUACAUUCCUAAUCGUUAAGCCGAUGGCCACCCCUGUUUCGUCUACCAUAUCCGGGUCUUCCACCAAAGCUCAGGGCGUACAACUUGUUGGACAUAGAGGAUUGGGCCAGAACACAGCCAGCCGAAGUUACCUUCAGCUCGGAGAAAACACAGUCGAGUCCUUCCUUACAGCUGCAAAGCAUGGUGCUACACAUGUUGAGGUAAAUGCACAGUUAACAAGAGAUCUCGCUGCCAUAGUCUUUCACGACUUUUCACUCAGCGAAUCGGGCACAGACAUCCCUAUCCAUGACUUGACUUUGGAUCAGUUCAUGCACGCAAGCAAUAUCCAAUCACCCCGAGGAGAUCCUGCAUCCAUUCUUGGUAAGCCUUACGAUGAGACGGCUCAAACCAAACCUCGAUCUAGAUCAUUAUCGCGGGAUCACGAACGCGGAACCCAAUCCAUCCGCGACAGAAUGAAGUAUACCGUCGACUUCAUGAACAAAGGUUUCAAACCCAAUACCCGCGGUGACUUUAUCCAAGACUCUUUCACGACGCUGGAUGAGCUGCUCGAGAAACUCCCCGAGUCGAUCGGCUUCAACGUCGAGGUGAAGUAUCCCCGACUCCACGAGGCCGCCGAGGCAGGCGUUGCCCCGGUCGCGAUUGAGAUCAACACAUUUGUGGACAAGAUACUGGAACGAGUCUUCCGCUCUGAGAGUAAUACAAACCGCGAUAUUAUCUUGUCGUCCUUCACGCCUGAAGUCUGCAUUCUUCUCGCCCUUAAGCAGCGAAAGUACCCGGUGAUGUUCAUUACCAAUGCAGGCAAGCCACCGAUGACCGAUUUGGAGACGAGAGCGAGCAGUUUACAAGCCGCUGUCCGGUUCGCGAAACGGUGGAAUCUUGCUGGGAUUGUCUUUGCGUCGGAGACACUUCUAAUGUGCCCGAGACUGAUUGCCUAUGUGAAGAGAUCCGGGCUGACAUGUGGGUCUUAUGGGCUUUUGAACAAUAUCCCAGAGAACGCGAAGAAACAAGCAGCAGCGGGGAUUGACAUUAUUAUGGCGGAUAGAGUUGGACUUGUCGCUAAGGCCUUGAAGGAUGUUGAUUGAGUAUUUGGUGUAGUGAAUGAACCACAUCAUCAUCUACUAUUUCAUGCAAUUCACAUUUAUCUACAAGCACGAAAUAAAG